This is a messenger RNA of Penicillium argentinense, 1263 nucleotides long. RefSeq lists its product as uncharacterized. The transcript has 2 exons. The record is from RefSeq and is a predicted model, not a curated record. Bases 1 to 1263 code for a protein of 420 amino acids. Lineage: Eukaryota; Fungi; Ascomycota; Eurotiomycetes; Eurotiales; Aspergillaceae.
AUGGCCACCACCUUGGCAUUCCGGGCGCUGGUCUGGGCUGCCCUUUUGGCAGCCCUGGUGUCCUACUGUCUUGCAUUCUCAUACAACCAAACCCGUUAUGGAGUUGUCCAUGUAUCGGAUGAACAUGACAUUUUUUCUGCGGAAUCCGAGGCUAAGCUUAACAAAGAUGAACCCGAAGAAGGAGAGGACCACGGCCACAUCGACGUACCGGAUGGCGCUGAGUUCACAUCAUUCAAGGUGAACGAGGACGGCGACGAGGAAAUCGCAGGUUUCAUCUCAGCCGAUUUAGACGACGACACAAUCGAGCAUCUUUUUAUUGUUCUGCACGGGAGGCUGAGGGAUGGAAACAGCUACUGGAAGACGCUGAACGAAUCCAUCGAAAAGGCCAGAGACGACGACUUCCCUGGAGCGGACUCCAAAAUGGCAGUUCUCGCCCCGCAGUUUUUCUCGACAAAAUACAACUCUGGCCAGUACAAGGACAAUCAGCUGGCGUGGGAUGACUUGAACGCUUGGCAACCAGGUGCCCAGGCUAAUCACCCCGAAAACACAAACAUUACCUCUUUGGACGUUCUGGAUGGCCUCGUCAAGAUCCAUUCAAACAAGGAGAAGUAUCCGAAACUGACGAACGUCACCAUCGUUGGCCAUGGUGGCGGUGGUCAGCUUGCGCAGCGGUACUCGGCUUUGGGUAACGAUCCCCCUGAAAAUGUCCACGUUCGGUACAUCCACGGCGACCCAUCAUCAUGCAUGUACUUCACCGAAGACCGCCCCAUUCUUUCAGAUGACGACAAAGUUUCGAAAGGUGCCUGCUCUUCCUACAAUACCUGGAGAUACGGUUUCAACGAGUUCCCCGGCACGGGAGGAAGGCGCUUGUCGCCAAAGGAAUAUUUCAAGCAGUACGUCAGCCGAGAUGUCGUCUCGAUCGUGGGUCUUGAGGAUACUGGGAGUUCUGGUGAUACAAGUUGCAUGGGGAGGAUGCAAGGAGGUACCAAUCGGCGUGCUCGCAACCUGAUCUGGUACCGGUACAUCAACGAGCUCGCGGGAACGGAUGAAGAUCUGGACGGCUUCCCUGGUUCAUUCGAGGAUCUUCCUGACUGGAGCGACGAGGUGGAUGGAAAGAGCCACCUGCGGCUCGUUGUUGUUGAAGAUGCGGAUCAUGAUGCCGAACAAAUAUUCGAAUCAAAACUCGGGCGAGGGGCGCUGUUCCACAAUCAUGACAUCGACGGAGGCUGGCGCCCCGAUGAUGACGAUGACGAUGAGAACUAG